AAACAGCUGGCCCUUUAAAUAGAAGGCAGGGAGACAAAGCCAAAGUGUGAGAGAAAGUGUGGGCUUCCGCUUGCCUGUUCCCUCUCUAGCUACCAGCGCCGCAAUCCAGCCUCGGCUAUCCUGAGAGUUUUCAGAUUUUGUUAAUCAUCCACUUAAGCUACAGACAUGUCUGAUGCACAAAUGGCUGAGUUUGGACCUGCUGCUCCUUACCUACGCAAGUCAGAGUUGCAAAGACUGGAGGCACAGACCCGUCCUUUCGACAUGAAGAAAGAAGUAUUUGUUUCAGAUACCCAGGAGGAGUUUGUAAAAGCCAAGGUUAUUAGUCGCGAAGGUGAUAAAGUCACUGUAGAGACUUCAGGUGGAAAGACAGUAACUGUCAAAGAAUCUGAAGUACAUCCUCAGAACCCACCAAAGUUUGAUAUGAUUGAAGACAUGGCUAUGUUAACUUUUUUACAUGAACCUGCUGUGCUGUAUAACCUCAAAGAGCGUUAUGCAGCCUGGAUGAUCUAUACCUAUUCAGGGUUAUUCUGUGUGACAGUGAACCCCUAUAAAUGGCUCCCUGUGUAUAACAAUGAAGUGGUCACUGCCUAUCGCGGCAAGAAGCGCUCUGAAGCUCCACCUCACAUCUUCUCUAUCUCAGACAAUGCCUACCAGUACAUGCUAACAGACAGGGAAAAUCAGUCUAUCCUGAUCACUGGAGAAUCUGGUGCAGGAAAAACUGUCAACACAAAGAGGGUCAUCCAGUAUUUUGCUAGCAUUGCAGCCAUCGGUGACCGUAAAAAAGAUGCAGCGAGUGCAAACAAGGGCACCCUGGAAGAUCAAAUCAUUCAGGCUAACCCAGCUCUGGAAGCUUUUGGAAAUGCCAAAACUUUAAGAAACGACAAUUCAUCCCGUUUUGGUAAAUUUAUACGGAUUCAUUUUGGUGCCACAGGAAAAUUAGCAUCAGCCGAUAUUGAAACUUACCUUUUAGAGAAGUCCCGUGUGAUCUUUCAGUUAAAAUCGGAGAGAAACUAUCACAUAUUUUACCAGAUCUUGUCGAACAAGAAGCCAGAACUUCUAGACAUGCUGCUGAUAACCAAUAACCCUUAUGACUAUGCCUACAUCUCCCAAGGAGAGGUCACUGUACCAUCAAUUGAUGAUGCAGAAGAACUUAUUGCUACAGAUAGUGCCUUUGAUGUGCUGGGAUUUACUGCUGAGGAAAAGGUAGGAGUGUACAAACUCACUGGUGGCAUCAUGCACUAUGGCAACAUGAAGUUUAAGCAGAAGCAGCGAGAGGAACAAGCAGAGCCCGAUGGCACUGAAGAUGCUGACAAAGCAGCUUACUUAAUGGGUCUGAAUUCAGCAGACCUACUGAAGGGUCUGUGUCAUCCACGAGUCAAAGUUGGAAAUGAGUAUGUAACCAAGGGGCAAAAUGUCCAGCAGGUUUACUAUUCAAUUGGUGCUUUGGGAAAGUCUGUUUAUGAGAAGAUGUUUCAGUGGAUGGUCACCAGAAUCAACCAAUCAUUGGAAACUAAACAACCUCGCCAGUACUUCAUUGGGGUACUAGACAUUGCAGGCUUUGAGAUCUUUGAUUUCAACAGCUUUGAGCAGCUGUGUAUCAACUUCACCAAUGAGAAGCUGCAGCAGUUCUUCAACCAUCACAUGUUUGUGCUGGAACAGGAAGAGUACAAGAAGGAAGGCAUUGAGUGGGAGUUCAUUGACUUUGGAAUGGACCUGCAGGCCUGCAUUGACCUUAUUGAGAAGCCUCUGGGUAUCAUGUCAAUUUUGGAAGAAGAAUGUAUGUUUCCCAAGGCCACAGACAUGACAUUCAAGGCUAAGCUCUAUGACAAUCACCUUGGAAAAUCCAACAACUUCCAGAAGCCCAGGAUUGUAAAAGGGAAACCCGAGGCCCACUUUGCAUUGGUACACUAUGCUGGCACUGUGGACUACAACAUCAUGGGCUGGCUGGAGAAAAAUAAGGACCCACUGAAUGAAACAGUUGUUGGGCUCUAUCAGAAAUCAUCUCUCAAGCUUCUAGCUCUUCUUUUCUCCAACUAUGCUGGAACAGAUUCAUCUGCUGAAUCUGGUAAAGGAAAAGGUGGAAAGAAGAAAGGAUCCUCUUUUCAGACAGUGUCUGCUCUGCACAGGGAAAAUCUGAAUAAGCUGAUGGCAAACCUGAAAACAACACACCCUCAUUUUGUACGCUGUAUAAUUCCUAAUGAGCGCAAAGCACCAGGAGUGAUGGAUAACCCCUUGGUCAUGCACCAGCUGCGCUGUAAUGGUGUGCUGGAAGGUAUCAGAAUCUGCAGGAAAGGCUUUCCCAACCGCAUCCUCUAUGGUGACUUCAGGCAACGGUAUCGCAUACUGAACCCUUCAGCCAUUCCAGAAGGCCAGUUUAUUGACAGCAAGAAAGGAGCUGAAAAACUCUUAGGGUCCCUGGAUAUUGACCGUAAUCAAUACAAGUUUGGUCACACAAAGGUCUUCUUUAAAGCUGGGCUCCUGGGUCAACUGGAAGAGAUGAGAGAUGAACGUUUAGCUCGCAUCAUUACCCGCAUACAAGCUCAGUCACGAGGUCUACUGAUGAGGAAGGAAUUCCAAAAGAUUGUGGAACGCAGGGAUGCCCUGCUGGUUAUUCAGUGGAAUAUCCGUGCAUUCAUGGCUGUGAAGAACUGGCCAUGGAUGAAACUUUAUUUCAAAAUUAAACCUCUGCUGAAGUCUGCAGAGACCGAGAAGGAAAUGGCCAGCAUGAAGGAAGAGUUUGUUAGACUAAAGGAGGCCCUGGAAAAAUCAGAGGCACGCAGGAAAGAACUUGAAGAAAAGAUGGUCUCUCUCCUCCAAGAAAAAAAUGACCUUCAGCUCCAAGUGCAAGCUGAGCAAGACAAUCUAACAGAUGCAGAAGAGAGAUGUGAUCAGCUAAUUAAAAACAAGAUACAAACAGAAGCCAAACUGAAGGAGCUGACAGAGCGCCUUGAGGAUGAAGAAGAAAUGAAUGCUGAGCUGACAGCGAAGAAGAGGAAACUUGAAGAUGAAUGCUCAGAGCUGAAGAAGGACAUAGAUGAUUUGGAAUUAACACUUGCAAAAGUAGAGAAGGAAAAACAUGCCACAGAAAAUAAGGUGAAAAAUCUGACCGAGGAGAUGGCAGGAUUGGAUGAAAUCAUUGCUAAGCUGACCAAAGAAAAGAAGGCUUUGCAGGAAGCCCAUCAGCAAGCCCUUGAUGAUCUACAAGCAGAAGAGGACAAGGCUAACACUCUGUCCAAAGCAAAGAUGAAACUGGAACAGCAAGUGGAUGACCUUGAAGGUUCACUGGAACAAGAGAAGAAGAUCCGUAUGGAUCUUGAAAGAGCAAAGAGAAAACUAGAAGGAGAUCUAAAACUGUCUCAGGAAAAUAUCAUGGACUUGGAAAAUGACAAACAGCAGCUAGAAGAGAAGCUUAAAAAGAAAGAAUUUGAGAUCAGCCAGCAAAACAGCAAAAUUGAAGAUGAACAAGUCUUAACAGUGCAAAUACAAAAGAAACUCAAAGAGCACCAGGCUCGUAUUGAAGAACUUGAGGAGGAACUAGAAGCGGAGAGAGCUGCCCGAGCCAAAGUUGAAAAACAGAGGUCAGAUCUUUCCGAGCUGGAAGAAAUCAGUGAACGUCUGGAAGAAGCUGGUGGAGCUACUUCAGCCCAGGUGGAGAUGAACAAGAAGCGAGAGUCAGAACUGCAGAAACUUCGUCGUGAUCUGGAAGAAGCCACUCUUCAUCAUGAAGCCACAACUGCUGCUCUACGGAAAAAGCAUGCGGACUCCAUUGCAGAGCUGGGAGAGCAAAUUGAUAACUUGCAGAGAGUGAAGCAGAAACUGGAGAAAGAAAAGAGUGAAGCUAAGUUGGAACUAGAUGAUGUGGCUUCCAACAUGGAACAAGUCAUCAAAGUCAAGGUGAACAUGGAGAAGAUGUGUCGAACUCUUGAAGACCAAGUUAAUGAGUUCAGAACAAAGUGUGAGGAAGCCCAAAGAUCCCUUAAUGACAUGUCUACUCAAAAAGCUAAGCUUCAGACUGCAAAUGGGGAAUUGUCCAGGCUAUUGGAGGAAAAGGAAUCCUUGAUCUCUCAACUAACAAGAGGCAAGCAAAGCUACACUCAGCAACUGGAGGACCUCCGUCGUCAGCUGGAGGAAGAGGUUAAGGCCAAGAAUGCUCUUGCACACUGCCUGCAGUCAGCUCGCCAUGACAACGAUCUCCUGAGGGAGCAGUAUGAAGAAGAACAGGAAACCAAGGGGGAGAUGCAACGUACGCUCUCCAAAGCAAACUCAGAAGUAGCUCAGUGGAGAACCAAAUAUGAGACAGAUGCCAUCCAGAGGACAGAAGAGCUGGAAGAAGCAAAGAAGAAGCUGGCUCAGAGGUUGCAAGAGGCAGAGGAAGCUGUGGAAGCUGUGAACGCCAAGUGCUCCUCCCUAGAGAAGACCAAGCAUCGGCUCCAGAAUGAGAUUGAGGACCUCAUGGUAGACCUAGAGAAGUCAAAUGCUGCAGCUGCUGCCUUGGACAAGAAACAGAAGAACUUUGAUAAGAUUUUGGCAGAAUGGAAGCAGAAGUUUGAAGAAUCCCAGAGUGAGCUGGAAGCCUCACAGAAGGAAGCUCGUUCCCUUAGUACUGAGCUCUUUAAGCUGAAGAAUGCCUAUGAAGAAUCCCUUGAGCAUCUGGAGACCCUUAAGAGGGAGAACAAGAAUCUACAAGAGGAAAUAUCUGACCUGUCUGAGCAACUUGGUGAAGGAGGAAAGAAUAUCCAUGAGUUAGAGAAGAUCAGAAAACAACUAGAGCAGGAGAAAGCAGAAUUGCAGUCAGCACUGGAGGAAGCUGAGGCUUCCCUUGAACAUGAAGAAGGAAAGAUCCUUCGAGCACAGCUGGAAUUCAAUCAGGUCAAGGCCGACAUUGAGAGGAAGUUGGCAGAGAAGGAUGAGGAAAUGGAGCAGGCCAAGAGGAACAAUCAGAGAGUCAUAGAGUCCCUUCAAACGUCUCUCGAAGCGGAGACGAGAAGUCGAAACGAGGCCUUAAGAAUAAAGAAGAAAAUGGAAGGUGAUAUGAAUGAGAUGGAAAUUCAGCUCAGUCAAGCCAACAGACAGGCAACCGAGGCACACAAACAACUCAAAAUACUGCAGGCUCAUCUUAAGGAUACACAGAUACAGCUUGAUGAUGUCAUGAGGGUUAAUGACGACCUAAAAGAAAACAAUGCAAUGGUGGAACGACGCAGUGCACUCCUACAGGCAGAGCUUGAGGAGCUCAGAGGCGUAGUGGAGCAAACAGAGCGAGCUCGCAAACUGGCAGAACAGGAGCUUAUUGAGACAAGUGAGAGGGUACAACUUCUGCACUCCCAGAACACCAGCCUGAUAAACCAGAGGAAAAAGUUGGAGGCAGACAUUGCACAAUUCCAAACUGAAGUAGAGGAAGCUGUUCAAGAGUGCAGAAAUGCAGAAGAUAAGGCCAAAAAGGCCAUUACUGAUGCUGCCAUGAUGGCUGAGGAACUAAAGAAGGAGCAGGACACCAGCGCCCACUUAGAGCGGAUGAAGAAGAACAUGGAACAAACCAUUAAAGAUCUGCAGCACAGGCUGGAUGAAGCUGAACAGAUCGCCAUGAAAGGAGGCAAGAAGCAACUACAGAAACUAGAGGCCAGAGUGCGUGAACUAGAAAAUGAGCUGGAAUUAGAGCAGAAGAGGGGUGCUGAGUCUGUCAAGGGACUCAGGAAAUAUGAGAGACGUGUCAAGGAGUUGACUUACCAGACCGAGGAGGACCGUAAAAACAUGAACCGUCUGCAGGAGUUGGUGGACAAACUGCAGCUGAAAGUAAAGGCUUAUAAACAUCAGGCUGAGGAAGCGGAGGAGCUGGCCAACAAUAACCUUGCUAAGUUUCGAAAACUGCAACAUGAACUAGAUGAGGCACAGGAAAGAGCAGAUAUUGCAGAAUCCCAAGUCAAUAAGCUACGUGCCAAGACCCGUGACUCUGGCAGCAAGAAAAUGCUGGAAGAAGAAUAAAUGAAGAUUAAGAGGAGACUACAGGAUAUGCAUGGUUAUUACCUAAGUAAAUGUAUAACAGAGCAGUGCAAUAGAUUGUAUAUUCUGUAAAUCUGUAAUAAAUACAGUUAUUCUAAAUAGA
Messenger RNA from Protopterus annectens (West African lungfish), 6100 nucleotides. Its product is annotated as myosin-6-like. Gene Ontology annotation, molecular function: ATP binding; actin filament binding; cytoskeletal motor activity. Gene Ontology annotation, cellular component: myosin complex. Lineage: Eukaryota; Metazoa; Chordata; Ceratodontiformes; Protopteridae. The record is from RefSeq and is a predicted model, not a curated record.